Molecule: messenger RNA, 1449 nt
Organism: Aspergillus campestris IBT 28561
Lineage: Eukaryota; Fungi; Ascomycota; Eurotiomycetes; Eurotiales; Aspergillaceae
Product: cyclo-L-Trp-L-Trp prenyltransferase
Exons: 2
Coding region: 1-1290 (429 amino acids)
Biological process (GO): alkaloid metabolic process
Molecular function (GO): transferase activity, transferring alkyl or aryl (other than methyl) groups
Source: RefSeq, a predicted model, not a curated record
AUGUCGUCAUAUGCGUAUACAGAGGAAGCACUCGCCUCGCAGGGCAAACGAUCUGCCCUGAUCCCCGCGACAAGACCGUACCACUCUCUAAGCAAAUGUCUGAUAUUCGCGAAUCUCGACCAAGACCGCUGGUGGCACCAAACGGCCCCCAUCCUCGGCGAGAUGCUGUUCCGCGCGGAGUACGACGUCCACCAACAGUACCAGUAUCUCUGCCAAUUCGGAAUGCACCUAAUCCCAAUGCUGGGACCCUUUCCGGACCACCGACAGCCCGAACUGUGCUCCACCCUCAUCGGCGGCGCCGGGAAUCUGGAAUUGAGCCAGAACUUCACCAGGAAGGGAGCGACCAUUCGCGUCGGCCUGGAGCCCCGGUGCUACAGGUCCGUCUACAACGGCACCACCCGGUUCCAGUACUCCACGGCGAGCAACGCAUUAGAAACACUCAAGCACCUUGGCAAAAACAUUGACCUGGAGCUCUACCACACGCUGACCCCCAAGCUUACCCUCACCGACAGCGACCAGGCCCUCCUCCCCGCAUCUAGCCCGGCGCUAAGAUCACCCAUAUCUGCGCAACUCAUGCUUGCGAUUGACCUCAAAGACGGCGACUUUGGCGUCAAGCUCUACCUGGUGCCGCCCCUCAAGGCCGCCGUGUUGGGAAUCACUCCGGCUGAAUUACUCUUUACCGAGCUCGCCAAGUGGGACACGCGGGGCGCGUUCCACGCACCGCUAACAGUCCUGCAAGACUUUCUGACCACUGCUCCCGACCCGCCCACGGUCCUCACCUUCGGUUGUGACCUUGUGCGGCCCGAGGCAACACGGCUCAAGAUAUACGUCCAGGAGCAGAACGUCACGUUCGAGAAUGUCCGGCGGGUGUGGACGCUUGGGGGCAGGCUGGACAACGAGGAAACCCUCACUGGCCUAGCCAUGGUUCGGGAGCUGUGGGAGGCGCUGGGCGUCCCUGAGGGGAUUCGCUCGUCCACUCGGCCUCCUGUGCUUGGCGAUCCGCCGUUCGAGAGUGCCAUUCUGUUCAAUUUCGAACUGAACCCGCUUGAUCCGCUUCCUGCGCCGAAGAUUUAUAUUCCACUCAUGGGAUUGGGUGAUAUGGUCAUUGCAGAUGCCUUGGUGGAGUUCUUCCGCCGGAGGGGCUGGGCGGGGCAUGCGGAGACUUAUGUUGAUAAUUUGGCCUCGUACAUACCUGGACUGGAUGUUUACAAGACCACUGAUCUGCAGGGUAUCUUGACUUUUUCGUAUAGUGAGCGGACGGGGCCCUACUUGACGAUGUAUUACCGCUAGGUCUACUGGGGUUCUUUGGCGGUCCUGGUGAUAGGCAUAACUAAUAUGAGGGUGCAGUGUAUGCGGGAAAUUCUGGGGAGCGCAUGCAUUCAACAUGUAUUGGGCUGGCUGAUGGUCGUCUAUGCUUCUGUUUGCAAGUUGGUUCGAAUCUGUGAUGUU